AUGGACUCUAUUGCCUUUGGUUUCUGUGCAAUAUGGUCAAUGCACUUCGUUGGAAUGCUCGCAUGUGGCCUCGACGUGGAAGUUCGCUUCAACAUAUUCUUGACCAUUGUAUCCGCCGCCGUCGCCGUGCUCUUCACCUUUGCCGCGCUUUCCAGCCCGUACGCAUCAGAGACAAUCGAAAACUCGGCGCCUAUGCGCACGCUAGCCAAAUGGAACCACGAGAUAUACAGCGGUGUCGCGAACAUUUUCACGGGGCACCCCUCCCAUGAUUUGGAGGCGGGUUAUGCGCCCCUACAAACUACUUCUGCAGAAGACAUCCCCUCAGUUCCUCCAGGCGUAAGGGUCGCGCUCGAUCAAGACGACAUCGACAUCAGCAGCGACGAGGACGAAGAAGAGCGUCAAGAAUCUGCUCCUGUAGAGCAGAGACGAGACGAAGACAGCGGGAGGCUAAUAUACGCCACUGCCAGCGGGGACUCGUCGACGCUCCCGACGCACCGGCGAGACUCCUUCACGCAGCCCGAGAACGGGCGUAAGUCCUCCAAGUCUCCGGUCGCGCGGCGCUCGGCCCGGCACCGUCUUCUGCACCGCGUGCUGUCGUCGUCGACCACGCGCCGCACGUCCCAGGACUCGACGCCCAGCAGCACCUCGACGACGACGACCUCGAGCUCCGAGUCGUCGUUCACCCGCAACCUCUCAGGUACGACGCUUGCUACCUCUUCAUCAAGCUCGUGGAGCGAGCCCCUCCAUCCAGGACUUAGCCGGGAGACGCGGUUGAGGAUCAAGGCCCGCGCGAAGGAGCGCCCCCCGCCGGAGUUCGGCUGGCGGUAUUGGAUUAAGACGCACUACGAAUCGGUCACCAUAUUUUUGUGCCUCCGCGCCGCGAUAUGGGCCGGGGCCAUCGUAUUCAUGCACUACUGCGGAAUGUGGGCAAUGGAAAUACCUUCCGGGCGAAUUUCGUGGGAUAUGGGCAUCGUCGCCUUGUCCUAUGCAGUCGCAUACAGCUCGCACUUCGGACGGCAGAUGGUGUUCAGCACGAUCGCGUCCAUCGGUUGUUGCUCGAUGCACUACACCGGAAUGGCAGCGGCCACUUUCUAUACAUACGCUCCCGCAUCGCCCAACGCCGGCUACCCCCAGUUCCUCCCGAUCACAAUCGUCGGCAUCGCCGUAUUGGUAUGCGUCGUGUCCAACGCGAUACUGGCGCAUGCCGCCAUCACAGCGCGCAACCGGAUGGCAGAGAUCAUCCUUACAAAGCGGAGGCUCUGGCGCAUCAUGGCGGAGAAAGAGGCCGCCGAGCAGGCGAUCGAGCUUAAGCAGCAGUUCAUCUCCGUCGCCAGUCAUGAGAUUCGCACGCCUCUGCAUACCGUGAACGGGUAUUGUGAGCUGCUGGUGAGGACACCGUUGACAGAUGAGCAGUCUCUGUAUGUCACUAGCAUACAGCAAGCUUGUCAUGCGAUCAACAUCAUAGCCGGGAACCUUGACCGGAACAACGCCGAGUUAUCGGCGCGCCCAGUACACAUGGAAGUCCGCAAGAUGAUCGAGGACAUCGCCAAGAUUACAGAGGCGCGGGGUCUCCAACCAGGACAGCAAGGCGUAGACAUUAUCGUCUGGAUCGCGAAGGACGUGCCCCAAGCUGUCUACUUGGAUGAGACAUAUGCGUUCCGGAUCCUCAUGAACCUGCUGUCGAACGCCCAGAAGUUCUGCGAAGAGGGCUAUAUCUGUCUCGCAGUCUCCAUGGAAGGCUCUACGCAGCUCGUGAUCAGAGUCAUGGACACGGGCUGCGGCAUCCCGAAGAGCUUUCGCGGCGCGCUCUUCGAGCCAUUCCGGCAAGCCGACACGUCGCUGACACGCCCCCGGCAAGGCACUGGGCUCGGGCUCAGCAUCGUCAAGCACCUCGUGCAACGCAUGUCCGGCACGGUGGAGGUGGAGUCGGAAGAAGGCGAUGGCUCGACUUUCACUGUCAAGCUCCCGGUCACCUUGCCGUCGCGCUCGCCUUCCCCAACGGUUCAGUACGGCCCGCCCUCGGCGAGCAAGCGGCUGCGCAUCGUGUACCGGAACGCGCGCACGCAAGAUCGCUUCAUCCGUCUCUGGACGCGGUACGGCUACAACGUCCUCCCCGGCUCCGCGACCUCAUCCGCCUCGGACCUCGCAAAGGACGUCGACGUCAUCUGGACGGACGCAGAAACAGCCUCCCAAUCCCCCUCCCUCCGCAGCCUCCUCAUCUGCCCCCAAGCCCACACUGCCACCCUCUUCAUCGUGCACUCCGACGCGCAGGACGCCGCGCUGCUCGAGCCCGAGCUGCGCGACGCGCGCAACGCCGUGCUCGUCAAGCGCCCCGUGAUCAUGCACACCGUCGUCGAGUGGAUCGAGAACCCCGCGGAGCACCUCGGGCGGCACGUUCGCAACAAGGUGCGCUUCGCGCUGCCCGGGGAGUCGCUGCCGGGGUCGCCGUCGUCGAGUCCGGUGGAGAAGAAGAUGGCGGUGCGGGUGGACGUCGAGCCUGUGAGGAGCUCGGAUGAUAUUCCGCUCACGCCUAUUGCUUCUGGGAAGCGGGUUGCGGAUGAGGAGAGUGCAGAGGAUGCUUCGUUGCCCCGGGAUCGGAUUCUUUUGGUAGAGGACAACAUGAUCAACCAGAGACUAGGCUGCCGGCUACUAGAGAAGUUGGGCUACGAAGUAGUGACCGCGAACGACGGCAAACUGGCCAUUGACGCCAUCCGCAAGGACUACUUCGCAUGCUGCCUCAUGGACUGCCAGAUGCCAGUACUAGACGGAUUCCAGGCGACGAAGCGUAUACGGGAGCUCGAAGACAGCGGAGAGCUGCCCGACCAUCUACCCAUUAUCGCGCUCACUGCGAACGUCACGCAGGAGAGCGAAGGUGAUUGUAAAGCUGCAGGCAUGGAUCACUUCUUGCCGAAGCCCUUGAAGAUGGCCGGUACGUCUCUUCGCAAUAUUUUUGUGUCGAUCACGUACUCAUUCUUUCUACAGACCUAG
This is a messenger RNA of Trametes versicolor FP-101664 SS1, 2988 nucleotides long. RefSeq lists its product as uncharacterized. The record is from RefSeq and is a predicted model, not a curated record. The coding region runs from base 1 to 2988 and encodes 995 amino acids. Gene Ontology annotation, biological process: phosphorelay signal transduction system; phosphorylation. Gene Ontology annotation, molecular function: phosphorelay sensor kinase activity. Lineage: Eukaryota; Fungi; Basidiomycota; Agaricomycetes; Polyporales; Polyporaceae. The transcript has 12 exons.